AUGCAAACAGUUCCUCCCGGAGACCUGGAGGUCGUCUGGGAGCGCCCGUUGGCAGUUCACUUCUGACACUUUACUUAUGAGUGCACGCCAGUUAGCUGGCUAGAGUGGACUGUCGGAUCAGGCCGUUUUGUCAAAACUGCUGAAGAGAAAGAACAUGGUGCUAACAACACUGGAGUACCAGAAAAUGUUCAGAGCUCAAAUUCAACAAAUACGCCAACAACAAUUAAUGGUAUCCCUAACGUUCCGGUCAGUAAUAGAGAGGUAACAGAACACCUGCCUCCAGAGGCGGAACACGACCGACUUACUUACACCGUCCCUAUCUCGCAAAAACUACACAACACGACUUACGCACAGGCAACGUGUACUAAAACUACAUAUUACAACACAACACCACAAUUCACAACUGCUCAAACGACGAGUGUAACUCCUCACUACUAA
Nezara viridula (southern green stink bug) is the source of this 438-nucleotide messenger RNA. Lineage: Eukaryota; Metazoa; Arthropoda; Insecta; Hemiptera; Pentatomidae. The record is from the annotation of a GenBank genome assembly.